This is a messenger RNA of Leptinotarsa decemlineata (Colorado potato beetle), 3259 nucleotides long. It is a transcript of the gene C3G, whose product is annotated as C3G guanyl-nucleotide exchange factor. Gene Ontology annotation, molecular function: guanyl-nucleotide exchange factor activity. Gene Ontology annotation, biological process: Ras protein signal transduction. Lineage: Eukaryota; Metazoa; Arthropoda; Insecta; Coleoptera; Chrysomelidae. Gene Ontology annotation, cellular component: plasma membrane. The record is from RefSeq and is a predicted model, not a curated record.
GGAUGUGGUAUCUAAAAGGAAAUUGGAAAUGCUACCUGGAAAUGGAACCAUUGUGUUAGAUACAGUAUGGCACAUCAACUUGUCAGUGAAAUCAUCAGUACCUGCAGAAAAAUCGAACAGUAUUAAAUCGGCAACUUUAGAGAUGUAUCAAAGCGUAGCGAGAUUAAUUAAGCUAUGCGAUGAUGUUCUCAUAGAUGAUAAAAGCUCAGAACUGGAUAUGGAAAAUGUCAAAGAAAUCGUAACACAAGUAGAAACGUCUGUUCAAAAACUCAUAACAUUAGCUCAAGAAAAGAUCUCUCAUCAACAAAUAACGUAUAAGACUACUCCAAGGUCGUCGUACUGCAAUAGUUUGGAAAUGCCGGCACAACGAAAUUCACUUCCCGAUAUCCCCCUUACUCCUAGAGAAAGGGAGAAGAUUGAACAGACUUCCUGCAUUGCACCCGCUAAAGUUCGAAAUAGUCACAGCACAGAAUCUAUUCUCAGAGAUUCAAUUCCACCACCUAAGCCGCCAUUGCCAGAAAAUCUGCGUCGAUCAAACCCAGACACAUGCAUCACACCACCCCCUUUACCGCCCAAGAAAAAACAUUUCCGAAUGAAACAGUUGAUUGAUGACUGUCAUUUUGUGGAUCAGUCCCCUUCAUCGAACAGUUUUGGAAGAAUUUUGUACAGAUCCAAAUCGCCAGAAGGUUCAGCAUCAUCGAUGAGUGCAGAUAGCGUCGACUCCAUGAUGAAUCAUUCUUCUCGGGAUGAAGAUGAAUUGAGAGAUUUAACAGACGAACUCUCCUUUGAAAAUCUCACAUCUGACUUGGCUGCUAACAGUUCGAAUUCGUUUGAAGAAACUUCUUUGAGUUCGAAUUUAUCAAACCACAACAGCGACUACUUCACUUCUGUCAACGAUUACCAUCGACUGUCGAACACUGAUUCUGGAAUUGUGUCCAUGCGUUCGUCCAGCUACUCGAGAAGUUCGCAGAUGAGCACCACGAGCUCCCAGGUCACGCAGCAAUUUUCGAAGCAGUCGAACUCUCAAAAAUCUUUUCAAAAUUUCAACAAAAGUUUCGACAAUCAGACGGUUGUUAAGAACUUCAGCCAAUCGAACUUCAGUCAAUCAUCCAGUAGCAGCAGCAGUUCUGUCGUCAUGGUUGCCAACAGCAGCUCAUGUAGAGAUGUGGUAGAUUUCGCGUGUGAGGAGGUUCCGCCUGCCAUACCCCAAAAGACUAAGAAGAAGACUGAGAGGAAUCCGUCACCUUAUGAUAAUGUUCCUGACGAGAAAAUGGCUGAGGUUGUAGUGACAUGUGAAAGACAUCAAUCGCAUCAGAGUUUAUCGAGUAGUACAAGCAUCACUAGUUCAAGUAAUUGGGAACAAGACAAUAAGCCGCCACCUCUACCGCCAAAAAAGAAACACAUCAUGGCGUACAUGGAGAUGUUCGGCAACUGCUCUCACACAAACGACCAGGAAUUCAUGAGGCACUCGGUGCACAUGGUUCAGUCUCAGUACGUACAACCCUUCGAUUCAGGAUUGCCAACCACGCAGUCUUGUUCCUUCAGCCAUUCAUCACAUAGUUCCAGUCGAACAUCACACACUCACGUACAAACUCUUUCGGUACCAUCCAGAUCUGAGGGAAGAUCUCCGUCGCCCAUUCACAUUCCAAAUUCUACAAUAUCCUCCUCACCCAACACAUCCAGCCUGCCACCAGCUCUACCCCCCAAACAGCGUUCACGCAAAUCUUCCGUGAAAACCCCGCCUCCCACACCUCCCGGAACAGUUAUAUCCGAACCUAAGUCUCCUCUACCCUCCAUAAAAGCCUUGCCCGAUCUCUUAGAGCACACCACCAAAACCGAAGAGAAAUCCGAAGGUAGCACGCCGUCUUGUGAGGAAGAUUUGAUGGAGUUGUUGAACGUCGAUCAGUACUUGCUGUGGAAGAAGCCUGAAGAAGAGGGUCCGGAUAUUCGGGGAGGGCCUAUCGACGCGCUCAUCAUUCAAGCGACAAAGGCUACUAAAAAUGGAGUGUUUGCCUAUCAGGAAGCCUUCCUAACAACUUACAGAACAUUCAUAUCUCCAAAUGAACUGAUAACAAAAUUGAUCCGGAGGUAUAAGUACUUUUACGACCAAGUGGAGAAAAAACCUCGAUCUCGAGAAGCUUUUGCCCUGAUUGUGAGGGUUGUCAGUGACCUUACUGCAUUAGAUUUAGAACAAGAACUACAAGAGAAACUAAUGAAUUUUGUACAACAGUUGAUAUCGUGUGGCGAACUUACUCUUGCCAAAGCGCUCAGAGUUAAACAUUUGCAACGUUAUGAGGCCAAACAGAUGUCGGAGAAGCAUACGAAUGUCGUAACCAGUCUCAGUCUGAACGUUAGAAAUUUCACCUUGUUGGAUUUCAAGUCUGAGCAAAUUGCAGAACAAAUGACAUUACUGGAUGCCGAACUAUUCAUGAAGAUCGAAAUUCCUGAGGUGCUGAUUUGGGCGCAGGAACAAAAUGAGGAGAGGAGUCCUAAUUUAACUAGAUUCACGGAACAUUUCAACAAAAUGUCUUACUGGGCUAGGACAAAAAUCUUAACAGCGGAAGGAAAGGACACCAGAGAAAGAUACUUCACCAAGUUCAUCAAGAUAAUGAAGCACUUGAGAAAAAUCAACAACUUCAACUCUUACUUGGCGCUAUUGUCGGCUUUAGAUUCUGCUCCAGUUCGCCGUUUAGAGUGGCAAAAGCAGGUUCAAGAGAGUUUGAAGGAGUACUGCGCACUUAUCGACAGCUCGUCUAGCUUUAGAGCUUACAGAAUAGCGUUGGCCGAAACGCUACCUCCCUGCAUACCUUACAUUGGACUGGUUCUACAAGAUUUGACAUUCGUGCACAUAGGAAAUACCAAUUUGUUGCCUGACGGCACUAUAAACUUUUCUAAGAGAUGGCAGCAGUUCAACAUAGUGGAGAAUAUGAAAAAAUUCAAAAAGUCGAGUUACACAUUCAAAAAACAGGAAAAGAUCAUCAGCUUUUUCCAAAACUUCGAUGACUUCAUAGUUGAGGAUGCCAUGUGGAAAUUGUCGGAAACUAUAAAACCCCGUGGUAGGAAACUACCCCACUGAAUUUAAGACUAAAAGCAAUAACUAACGAUUUUAGUGCAAUUAUUAUGUUUAAAGCUAAACGUAUUGGUUUAAGUAUGCAUUUGUUGAAGGUUGAAAUGUUUGCUCUAACCAUUUUUUUUUCGAAAGUGAAGCACCAGAAAUAUGAUUCGCAUUUGUAUUUUAAAAAUUAAAUUGAAUUGGAAA